This is a messenger RNA of Carcharodon carcharias (great white shark), 1270 nucleotides long. RefSeq names its product pleckstrin homology domain-containing family G member 6-like. NCBI's taxonomy places the organism in Eukaryota, Metazoa, Chordata, Chondrichthyes, Lamniformes, Lamnidae. Gene Ontology annotation, molecular function: GTPase activator activity. The annotation marks the transcript as partial. The transcript is spliced from 4 exons. The record is from RefSeq and is a predicted model, not a curated record.
UGGCUGUCAGACACACCGGAGCCUGACAGCUCCACGAGAGAAGCCCCCCGGGCCAGGAUCGAACCCUCUCCUGGAAAGCUCCGAGGUACAGGCUCGGGAAUCUGCCCGGGGAAUCUGACACGUGAAACCAGGGCGUGGGGAACCCUCGACUACAGCUGCAAGCAGCCAAGCUGUUCCAGGGUCCUUCUGCGGUCAACCCGUCGGCAAAAAGAAGAGCCAGGAACCAACCCACCGUCUGACCAACCGACCAAGACCAAGCCACCAAUCAAAGGAACCAGCUCGGUCAGCAGAGCGAGGCUUGGGGAAGGAGCCCGACCCCUGACCUCCGACCCACCACCCCCCCCCCCUCCCUGGUUCGGCUCUCCGAUGGUCUAGGCCGAGGGUUGGGGCCUGGAUGUUGACCCCAAAAGGGCCAAGGGUCGGCGCAGAGGGACUCGCUGGUCUAUGCCGAGCGGUGUGAGAGAGAGAGAGCGAGAGAGAGGGAGCAUCGAGGCGGGAUCGGGAACACCACAGAGAAUCGGGGUCCGGACCCUCGAGCUCCCUCGCGAGAUGCCUGAUCGGAGGUGAAGUGGUGGGGGGGGUGGUGAGGAAGGGGGGAAGGAUAUUGGAGCUGCACGCACACACAGACACCCCUCGCUUGGCCACCUUCUUCCCCCAACCAACCCAGCAACCAGCCAACGCUGCUACCAUGUCGCGGUUCACCACAAGGACCUGGAACAUUCCGCAAGUCUCAGCGGUCCCGGCGCCAAGGGGGGCGGUCAGGGACCGCGAGGACUGUGACCUGACGGACGGCGAGGUCCUGGACCCUGGGCCCACGGGUCUGGUGGCUGCCAGGAUCCAGCUGUUUGACCAGACGUCUGGCCGCUCGCCCGACAGGAGACGACCGACCUCCUGGCUCCUGGAGGAAGGAGCGCCGGCACUGGAGAGAGGGAACAGAACGCUGGGAUAUCAGGCCAGGAAGUUGAAGAAGAACAUCCCGGAGCACGUCACCCUCUCCCGACACCAGCCCCUCUCCAGCGGCGGCCUGCUGGAUCCGGAGGGGGCGCAGGAACACAGGGGUCGCACCCGCUUAAGCGCCAUCUUUAACCCCACGCCAGGGAACAAGGAAUCAGGAACAGUAGAGAAGCUAUACCAGAAGUUGGCCUCAUUCAGCCUCUAUGGACUCCCCCGGUUACCAGAGAAACUUCGGGCUGAAUGGGGGAUCCGUGAGGGUGAAGAGUCCAGGAUCCACCUCCCAAACUCCUGGAGGGACAUCGUCAAAGGGCACGAG